Molecule: messenger RNA, 1066 nt
Organism: Didymodactylos carnosus
Lineage: Eukaryota; Metazoa; Rotifera; Eurotatoria; Philodinida; Philodinidae
Source: the annotation of a GenBank genome assembly
CUUUUAAUAUGGAUUUUACAGAAUUGCCUCUGAGGUGGCCUUCUAUUUAGGGUGCCCUUCUAAUAUAGGGUGGCCUUCUAUUUUGGGGGGGGGGUUUACAAUCAUCACUUUUUUCCACAUAAAAUCUGAAAUACUUUGCACAAUGCACACAAUAAAGAAAAUGAUUAUAAAAGCGAGAUUAAACGGCAUUUCAAAUCAGGCUGUUGAUGCCUUUGAGUAAAAAUUGUAUGAGUCACAUGAUACCCGAUUGAUGUUUUAAAAGUAAAAAUCCUUCCUUAAAUAUGGGUGAUACAUACAGGAAAGUUUUUACACACUUAUUUUGCUAUUGUAGAAUUUCAAAACGAUGUUCUUUGUCGUUUUACUUCUACUUGGUUGUUCAAGUAAAAUCUGGUGUGCAGGUGAUGUUGAACCACAAUUAAAAACUUUGGAAGAUUUAAAAGUAUCAGUGACCGAACUAACACUCGAAGAAAAGUUGGCACAUAACAUCACAUCUAACAGUUACGUGUUCGAUUUUGAUAAUGCGACGGUGGGCGUGUCAACAGGCAAAGGAGGACGAACUGUAGCUGCAAAUGCUCGUAAUUUUCCCGCUCUCAUAAAUCAUGGCGUAGCAAUGACGGUUGGAUACAUUGGUCCAUGUGGUCUCAAUCUACCACAUUUUCAUCCACGUGCAAGCGGAAUUCUUUACGUUGUCCAUGGUAAAUUUGAAAUAGGAUUCUAUCAGGAAAAUAGCGCCAAAUUUAUUACAAACAUCGUUAAAAAAGGACAAGCAACUGUAUUUCCUAAAGGCGCUGUACAUUAUGAACAGAAUUUAGGAUGCGAACCAGCACAAUUUGUUGCAGCCUAUAACAAUGAAGAUCCCGGCACAUUGACAGUCAUUAAUAGUUUAAAACAAGUAUCAGCCAAUAUUGUUAGUGCAUCUCUGGGAGAUAUUCCCGAUAACGAAUUUGAAGCAUUACUCAAACGUUUACCGGUAAAUCCAGCAUUGGGCGUUGAUGAAUGUUUGAUCAGAUGUGGAUUGAAAAGUGCUGGUCGCAAGAAAAGCGUGGCUAGAUCGGUGAAAAAAUAA